This is a messenger RNA of Nomia melanderi (Alkali bee), 1713 nucleotides long. RefSeq names its product ess-2 splicing factor homolog. The record is from RefSeq and is a predicted model, not a curated record. Lineage: Eukaryota; Metazoa; Arthropoda; Insecta; Hymenoptera; Halictidae. Gene Ontology annotation, cellular component: catalytic step 2 spliceosome.
GGCACCAACAGUGACAGCUCUAGUAAGGUUUACCUUUUGUUGGUUAUGUGCAAUGUUUGUCUAGGAGCAGAGUUUCCGUUUACUGUAAUUUGUGUUCACGACUGCGGCGUCUAAUUACGACAAAUCUGGAAAUAAUAAUAGUUCGUCGAUUAUAAAAUCUAAUUUAACAUAAAAAUAUAAUAUCAAGGUUCGACAAUGAAUUCUCCAGGAUCUCGAGCGUUAGAGACAGCUAAAAAUAUGAAAGAUAUGGCAAUAUUUAAGAAACCACGCGGGGUUGCGAAACGAUACAAAAAAAUACAACCAAAAAUUUUGGACGAGGAUACAUAUGUAAGGAAGAUGGGGGAAAUUAUCCAGAGAGACUUUUUUCCUCAUCUUGAUAAACUUCAAGCGCAAAAUCAGUACUUGGACGCGUUGGAGCAAAACGACGCGAAAAGAAUGAGAGAACUGUACGAGAAAUAUAGUUCGGGACGUCCAAUAACCGAGAGACCUGCUAGCCCUGCUACGUUCGAGACUCCCAUGAAUAAAACAGAAUCCGAAGAUGAACCAUUAAAAACUUUGAAAACAUCUAGAGAUACUACCAUUAAUGAAAAUACCAAGGACAAAGCUAGAGACGAAUGUAAGAGCGGAUUAGAUGCCUAUUUGAGUACGCAUACCAGCGAGGAUAACGCGAGCUUCGAAGAGAUGAUGGUCGAAGCGGAAAGAAGACUUAAACUUAAAUUUGCUUGGCUCUACGAAGCAGAGGAGAAACUGGAAGCCUUGACAAACGACGAAUCUAAUAAUGGUGUUUUAGCUAUAGAGAGUAGAGAUAAGAAACCCAGUCAGUUGGACAGUUGGAAUUACAGAAACAAAAAUUAUAUUAUGUAUGUUCCCGAUGGAGUUGAAUUAACACCGGACGAAAGGAUCGACUUAGCCAAGAAGAAGCAACUGGUAAUGCAUGAAAAUACGAGGCUUCGAAUAAAUCCGUUCAACGAACAACAAAAUAAAGAAACUAUCAGCGAACUGGCAAAGAAUCAAUCGAAGGCUAACGAUGGAAAAAUAGGAGUUGACGGUAAAGAAAUCGUUAGAAACCCGACUCCUAGGGUGAACGGAUUUAGUUUUGUAGCAACUCCGAGUCCAAGGCCCGGCGAAUGCGAGAGUCCUUUGAUGACUUGGGGUCAGAUCGAAGGUACGCCGUUUAGAUUAGACGGCGGAGACACUCCUUUAUUGAGAACAAGUCACGGGCCAUCGUUUAGAAUGGCAGAACCACCGAAGAGGGAACAAUUAGCGUUACAAUUAGCGGAAAAGGCUGGAGAAAGACACAGAGAUAGAAAGACUAAAGCUUUGGAAGCAGCUAGAAGAUCGCUAGCGACACCUUCGCCAAGAUCAACUAUAGAUCGCUUGAGUACCAUGUCCCCGGCUGCUAGAAGAUUAGCUACACAGAAGCUACGUAUCGCGAGUACACCGAGUCCCCGAAGAGCCACUUUAUCCAGAACACCGUCGAUCGGCAUUAGAACACCGGGCACUCCAAGAAUACAUACACCAUCGAAAUCCGAAAAUCACCUUAGAAUCGAAAACAGUAGCACUCGCUCGCAAGGACCUGUUCUCACCGACAACCUUCUUAAUUUGCCUCUUCAGAGACAAAGAGCAGCGGAUUUUUUCAACAAAUAAACCACACAACUCGCGUGUUACACUAUCAUUUACUAUAAUACUAGGUGUUAUAAGCUAAUGUAAAUA